AUGAUGAGAGAUUUCGAGCGAUUCAAAAGGGGCAUGAAACCAUAUUGGAGGGAAGCUGAUCAUUCCGUAAUGCAUGUCGGAGAGGAAGUUCAUCCUGACGAGAGCUUAUCGUCGAGGGAAAACAGGAUCGUAAAGACGAACACAAUUCCAUGGAAAGGCAGGUCAUUCGUUCGCAAGUGGACGGUUCCGGAUGAUGUCAAUCUGGACGCAAUUUAUUCAAAGCUCAACGUCGUCGGCCACUUGUCCGUCGAGGCUCCAAAGAGAGCAGUGGAGAUUCCACCGAGCAGAACAAUUCCAAUCAUGCCGAGCACUGCCCCCAGUAACUAA
Messenger RNA from Ostertagia ostertagi, 327 nucleotides. NCBI's taxonomy places the organism in Eukaryota, Metazoa, Nematoda, Chromadorea, Rhabditida, Trichostrongylidae. The record is from the annotation of a GenBank genome assembly.